AUGAUGUAUCCUAUUAGGGAGGAGAAUAGAAAGUAGUGGAAUGACAAUAGUAUCCUGACAGGUAGACGAAGAAGAAGAGGAAGAAGAGUGAGUGAAAACUCCAUCUCAGCUUACACCUUAAGCACACAGAACAGACAUCUGAUCUACAAAACUCUAUCCAUUAACUCACAAACAAACCUUUCUCAACACACUUCCUAAGUAGUUAUCAUUUACAAAUUACAUUCACACAACACAACAAUCAAUCAUUCCCAAUUCUCAACCAUGCCUGGUCUUGUAUCCCCAGGUGGACCUCCGCCCCGAAUCACCCUACCCGAUACUCCCACUCAAAGAUCCGAAUCAGCAAACACCACUACCAAAACUCCAUCUCCAUCACCACUCCCAAAAAAACCACCCUCUCCUUCCCCAUCUUCCCGUUCCAAAAAAAAGACCCCCGAAACUCCAACCAACACUUUUCUCUCCGAGUCCUCACUCGAUAACCCAGAUCUAGGCCCAUUCCUCCUCAAAGUAGCCCGCGACACUAUCGCUUCAGGCGAUGGGCCCGCUAAAGCCCUCGACUACGCUAUCCGAGCCUCCAAAUCAUUCGAACGCUGCGCCGUCGAAGGUGAGCCCAGUCUCGAUUUAGCCAUGAGCCUCCACGUCUUAGCCGCUAUUUACUGUAGCCUAGGUCGAUUUGAAGAAGCCGUUCCCGUUCUCGAUCGCGCGAUUCAUGUUCCCGAUAUUGAACGUGGCGCUGAUCACGCUCUCGCUGCUUUCUCCGGUUAUAUGCAGUUAGGUGACACUUUUUCAAUGCUAGGUCAAGUUGAUAAAUCAAUUUCUUGCUACGAUCAAGGUCUUCAAAUCCAGAUCCAAACCCUAGGUGAAACCGAUCCACGUGUCGGUGAAACGUGCCGGUACUUGGCGGAGGCUAAUGUUCAAGCGAUGCAGUUUGAUAAAGCGGAGGAGCUCUGUAACAAAACCCUAGAAAUUCAUCGCGCUCAUAGCGAACCUGCUUCUCUUGAAGAAGCCGCAGAUCGGAGGCUUAUGGCUUUGAUUUGCGAGGCUAAAGGAGAUUACGAGUCGGCUUUGGAGCAUCUUGUUCUUGCGAGUAUGGCGAUGAUCGCGAACGGUCAGGAUAAUGAAGUUGCUUCGAUUGAUGUAAGCAUUGGAAACAUUUACAUGUCGCUGUGUCGAUUCGACGAAGCAAUUUUUUCGUAUCAGAAAGCGCUGACAGUUUUUAAAUCUUCAAAAGGCGAAAAUCAUCCUUCGGUUGCUUCGGUGUUUGUUCGAUUAGCGGAUUUGUAUCAUAGGACAGGGAAGCUUCGUGAAUCAAAAUCUUAUUGCGAAAACGCUCUUAGAAUAUACUCGAAACCGGUGCCAGGGACCACCGCGGAGGAGAUUGCUGGUGGAUUGACGGAAGUUUCGGCGAUAUUUGAAUCUGUUGAUGAUCCGGAAGAGGCUUUGAAGCUGCUGCAGAAGGCGAUGAAAUUGUUGGAGGAUAAACCUGGACAGCAGAGUACCAUUGCGGGGAUAGAAGCGCGAAUGGGAGUGAUGUAUUACAUGGUUGGGAAGUACGAUGAAGCGAGAAGCGCUUUUGAGAGUGCUGUUUCGAAACUGAGAAGCAGUGGGGAAAGGAAAUCUGCAUUUUUUGGCGUUGUUUUGAACCAGAUGGGGUUAGCAUGUGUGCAACUGUUUAAGAUUGAUGAAGCUGCUGAGUUGUUUGAGGAAGCUAGAGGAAUUCUUGAACAAGAAUGUGGCAAUUGUCAUCAAGAUACUCUUGGAGUUUAUAGCAAUCUUGCAGCAACUUAUGAUGCAAUGGGAAGAGUUGGAGAUGCAAUUGAAAUUUUAGAGUAUGUACUGAAAUUGAGGGAAGAGAAGCUUGGAAUAGCAAAUCCUGAUUUUGAAGAUGAGAAGCGUCGUUUGGCUGAGCUGCUGAAAGAAGCUGGGAAGACAAGAGACAGAAAAGCCAAAUCUUUGGAAAAUCUUAUUGAUCCAAAUUCAAAGAGGACAAAGAAGGAGGGUACUAAGAGAUGGCCUGGUUUGGGGUUUAGAAUUUAACAACGUAUUCUUUUUUUCUUCUUCUUUUCUCAUCUAUUAUUAUAUAUAUGUUGAAUUGAAUUGAAUGCACAUUCUGUAACAUAGGAUAUCUUUGUAUAGCUUUGAAUAUGUAAUUUGGGAGCUUCCCUGUUUUCCUGAUGUUUGUUUCCUGCAUCUGUUUUUUAUUUCUUGUUCUUGGGUAAUUGUUUUAUCAAUUAUGUUGUGACCUUUUUAGUUGUACACCAAAGUUCCAUUCCCUUGAAAGCAAUUUUUUAUUCUGAGUGAAUA
Messenger RNA from Cicer arietinum (chickpea), 2301 nucleotides. RefSeq names its product protein KINESIN LIGHT CHAIN-RELATED 1. NCBI's taxonomy places the organism in Eukaryota, Viridiplantae, Streptophyta, Magnoliopsida, Fabales, Fabaceae. The record is from RefSeq and is a predicted model, not a curated record. Gene Ontology annotation, molecular function: protein binding.